CGAGCCCCCUGACGCGCGUUCAGGAGAGCAGUGCCCACAACAAACGCGGACAGAAGGGCACGGGCUCCUGAAGCAAAAAAGCGGACUCUCAAUCAUUAUUUAAACGGGACACUCGUUUAAUCGCGUCCUUCAGGAUGGCAGAUGCUGAGGAUAAAACCAAUACCUGUGGGACAAUAUGCCUCAAAUACCUUCUGUUCAUCUUCAAUGUUUUCUUUUGGCUGGCAGGUGGCGCUGUGAUGGCGGUGGGAAUAUGGACUCUGGUGGAUAAAAGCGACUACAUCAGCCUGCUGUCCUCUAGCACCUACUCGGCCGCGGCCUUCAUCCUGAUUGGUGCAGGGGCCGUCGUGGUGCUGACCGGGAUGCUGGGCUGCUGCGCCACCAUCAGGGAGCAAAGAGGUCUUCUUAUAGUGUUCUUCGUCCUGUUGUUGUUGAUCUUCCUUCUAGAGAUCACAGCUGGAAUUCUGGCUUACGUCUAUUAUCAGGAGUGUUUUCCUCUCUGCUACCAGCUGAACACUGAGCUGAGAACAGAUCUGAAAGAGAGGAUGGUGCAAAACUACCAGCAGCCCGGACAAGAACACAUCACUCGAGCCAUCGACAACCUCCAGCAAGACCUGAAGUGCUGUGGCAGUAACAGCUCGGCAGACUGGAGGGAAGGGGCCUGGAGGCUUAACUUUGCUGGCAGACGCCUGGUGCCCGACAGCUGCUGUAAGACCCCCACCCCGGGCUGUGGAGUCAGAGACCACCCGUCCAACAUCUACAAAGUGGAGGGAGGCUGCAUAUCCAAACUAGAGGAGUUUAUUCUUCAGCAUCUGAUUGUUUUGGGCUCGGUGGGUCUCGGGAUUGCGUUCGUUCAGAUUGUGGGGAUGAUUUUUACCUGCUGCUUAUAUCAGAGUUUGAAAGAAGAAAUAUACUGAGAGAGAAGAUGGCAGUGAUUUCACACCAACGCCAAAAAAGCCUUCCUGCUGUCUGCAUUACUGUGUUACUGUUUGGUUUUUUUGUUGUGUUAUAAUUGUGUCAAAGUAACGCAGGAUGACAGCUCAAUAUAUCUUGGCUGCAGGACAGUCGUUCUGGAAAUGUAACUUAAAUUGCUUUGUUUUAAGCAAAGAUUUUUAGCGUAUUCAUAUAUAUAUAUAUAUAUAUAUUUUUUUUUUUUCAGUACAAAUAAAUCAGUGGAUUUGUUUUAUUUCUCAGUUUUACUCUGACAAAUGCCUUCGAAUACAUACAGAAUUUGUCAUUUAUAAUUAAUAAUACUGUCAAAUAAUUUAUCGCGAUUAAUUAAUUAAACAUUUUUAUU
This is a messenger RNA of Puntigrus tetrazona (Sumatra barb), 1294 nucleotides long. RefSeq names its product CD151 molecule (gene cd151). The transcript is spliced from 9 exons. Gene Ontology annotation, cellular component: membrane. The record is from RefSeq and is a predicted model, not a curated record. The coding region runs from base 135 to 914 and encodes 259 amino acids. NCBI's taxonomy places the organism in Eukaryota, Metazoa, Chordata, Actinopteri, Cypriniformes, Cyprinidae.